Molecule: messenger RNA, 5446 nt
Organism: Leucoraja erinaceus (little skate)
Lineage: Eukaryota; Metazoa; Chordata; Chondrichthyes; Rajiformes; Rajidae
Product: B-cell receptor CD22-like
Exons: 14
Coding region: 1526-4372 (948 amino acids)
Source: RefSeq, a predicted model, not a curated record
AAUAUCAGUGCCUAUUACGUCACCAUCAUGAUACAGAUUCUGAUUUAAUUUUCUCUGAAAUUCUCCAACGAACAGGAAACCUCUAAUCUUUGGCCUUCAGUUUCCUUGUGGGUAGCUCAGCAGCGUAACUACUGGAGCCGCUGACUUGCAGCUUUUGUGACCCUCGUUCAAUCUCUGUUGCCGUUUGUGUGGACUUUGCAGACAUUUUUUGAAUCCAUGGGUUGAUAUGAUCUCUUUCCACAUCCCAUAACCUGUUGAUUAGAAAGUUAAUUGGCUAUUGUAAAUUGCCCCAAAGUGUGUGGAUGAGUGGCAGAGUCUGGGUGGAAAUGAUAGGAAUAAAAUUGGGAUGAAAAAAUUAGUUAGGCAGGAUUAGAACAAAAUGGCUGAUUCAUGGCCAGCGGGGACACAGUGGUCCAAAGGCCUUGUUUCCGUGUUGCAUCUCUCUGUAAAUGGAAAAAAAAAACAGCUGUUCUAUCUUUUCUAUGAUUCCAAUUAUGUUAUAUUAAAUCCAUGUUUAAUCAGAACACCCUCAUCAUCUACACUUCCCGCUGCCUCGGGAAAGCUGUCAAUAUACUCAAGGACUAGUCACAUCCUAGUCAUUCACUCUUCUACUCCCUCCAAUCUGGCAAGAGUUACAAACACUUAAAAACACAUUCCACCAGGUUCACGAACACCUUCUUCCCAGCUGCUUAUUCAGACUAUUGAAUGGACCUUCCAUUAGCUAAGGAUGUCCUCCUGAUCUCCCAAUCUGCCUUAGUGCGGCUCUUGCAAAUUUCCAUCUGCAUAUUCUUUGUUGCUGUAAUACUACAUUCUGCACUCUGAUUCCUUACUCCUUUUGAGCACCUUUUGUACAUAUAUAUAGUUUGAUGGCAUUUUUGUAUGCAAUAAUUUGCCUGGAUAGCACAUAAAAUAAAGUACCUCACUCCCUCACGGUACACGUGACAAUAAUAAAUCAAUACCAAUGCCAAUAUAAUCCUCCAAACUUUAUGCUCCCCCAAUUCUGACCAUCUGAACAUCAAUGGCUUGGUUCUCUUAGUAAAUAUACAUUCAGCCCCUGGAAUUCCCCCUAAACCUCUGAGCAAGCGCCUGCUCCUUCUUUAUCGAUCUGUCCAAUCUACCUUUUAAUGAAUUUUGUUUGAAAGCCCUUCUGUCAAGUCCUGCCCCUCAUUCUGCUAAUUAAACACACUAUAUCCACAGUGAUUGAUGUUGUGGUUCUUCGCAAUGUGUAAGCAGUAGUUUUUGAAUAUUUAUUAUCUUCCUCCUUCGCAAAAUCAACUACUUCCCUUUUCGUGGACGUAGAAGUUGCUGAUAAGUGACAAUUUUGCUGUGUCUAGCUCGACGUUGGUUUUAAGUGUUGGUGUUCUACCGCAAAUGCUAGCAUUGCCAGCGAUUCCCACGUCGUUGGUUAACGUACAACAUAGCUUGAUUGCAGGAGAUUGGUUUCUUCAAGGGAGCAUUGUACCAACAAAGCUUACAAAGGAAAGAGCUGCUGUGUGCAUGAUCUGUCAAAGCUGAAAUUCAAAGAAUGAGCAGACUGCAAUGUACUCUGGCACUUUUGGCCACCUGUCUUGCCCAGGUAUCUAUGAAUCCAAACGAUUGGGAUGUCUCGGUCAGGUCUUCUGUGCAAGCAAUCCAAGGGAUGUCUGUAAUCUUUAACUGUUCUUUCCAGUAUCCUUUUGAAAACAUACCUUCGUCUGACAUAACAGGCAUGUGGUUGCAUGAUCCAUGUGACGGAUCAUCAGCAAUACUGUACAGCAGUGAGAACCCCAGCAAUGAAGAUGUGAAUUUCAUAGGAGAUCUGGGAAGGAAAAACUGCUCUCUUCAGAUUAAUGAUGUUAAGGCAAACCAUGGCAAGACCUAUUGCUUCAGAUUCUCAAUACAAGAUAAAGACAAGUGGACAGGAAAGCCUGGUGUGACACUCAGAGUUUAUGCACGUCCAACAAAGCCAAUUAUCUCCUACUCCACAGAAUUGGUUGAAGGGGUCACGACCAAAUUGACCUGUUCCUCGUCUGAGAUUGAUGAUGAGGUCACGUGUGUCCUCCACUGGCAUGGCCUCGAUGAUGAGACAGCAAUGGAGGGCGUAACGAUUUCCAACAGCAGAAAACUGACCAGCACAGUUGAUUUAAUGCCUUCAUACCAGAAUCACAACAAGAUCAUCAAGUGCUCAGUCAAUUGCAGAGAAUACUCAUUCAUGGAUGAAACUCAAGAGACUCUGAAAGUGAAAUACGCACCCAAAAACAUAACCACUCAAGUCAACGGUAGAUCACAGUGGGAAAUCAAAGAGGGUGAUUGGGUCUCUUUGACCUGUGGCAGCAGCAGUAACCCUGAAGCCUCCUACACAUGGUACAAGAGGGACCAAGGUGAAGAUGAAGCAUUUAAUACCAAGAAUGGCUCGCUGCUCUUCCAAAGUAUCUCACCAAGUGCUUCUGGAUUCUACAAAUGCACAGCAACAAACUACCUGGGAAAUUUGAACACUGAGACAGUGGAGAUCCGUGUCCAAUAUGCACCCAAAAAUGUAACCGUUCAAGUGGAAGGCACAUCACAAUUGGAUAUCAAAGAGGGAGACAAGAUCUCUCUGACCUGUGCCAGUAACAGUGACCCUGACGCCACCUACACCUGGUACAAGAGCGACAAAGGUCAAGUUCAAACUCUUGAUUCCAAGAACUGCACUUUGAUCUUCCAAAACAUUUCACAAAGUGCUUCAGGAUUCUACAGCUGCACAGCAGCAAACUACCUGGGGAAUCUGAGCUCAGAGGCAGUGGAGAUACGUGUUCAAUAUGCACCCAAAAAUGUAACCGUUCAAGUGGAAGGCACAUCACAAUUGGAUAUCAAAGAGGGAGACAAGAUCUCUCUGACCUGUGCCAGUAACAGUGACCCUGACGCCACCUACACCUGGUACAAGAGCGACAAAGGUCAAGUUCAAACUCUUGAUUCCAAGAACUGCACUUUGAUCUUCCAAAACAUUUCACAAAGUGCUUCAGGAUUCUACAGCUGCACAGCAGCAAACUACCUGGGGAAUCUGAGCUCAGAGGCAGUGGAGAUACGUGUUCAAUAUGCACCCAAAAAUGUAACUGUUCAAGUGGAAGGCACAUCGCAAUUGGAGAUCAAAGAGGGAGACAAGGUUUCUUUGACAUGUGCCAGUAACAGUGACCCUGAAUCCACCUACACCUGGUACAAGCAAGACGAAGGAGAAGUUAAAGUUUUUAAUUCCAAGAAUGGCACUCUGCUCUUCCAAAGUAUUUCACAAAGUGCUUCUGGAUUCUACAAAUGCACCGCAACAAACUACCUGGGACAUCAGAGCUCAGAAACAGUGGAGAUAAGUGUUCAACAUGCACCCAGAAAUGUUACCAUUCAUGUGAAAGACCGAUCAGAAGUGGAAAUUAAGGAGGCUGACAACAUCUCCUUGAUAUGUGCCAGUCACAGUUACCCUGAAGCUGCUUACACCUGGUACAGGAAGAUGGGAGAUAAUGACCAAACAAUGACCCUAAUUGGAAACGGAGACACCAUGGUCUUCCACAAUAUUUCAAGAAGGGACUCUGGAUUGUAUACAUGCACCGCAUCAAAUUAUUUGGGACAUUAUAUCUCAGAAGAUUGGGAGAUUUCUGUUUAUUACAAACCUACUCAUGUAAACCUGACCCGAGAUGGGAUGAGUUUUCGCUGUACUGCUGAAGCUAAUCCCCCCGCAAGGAUUUCCUGGAACAACACGGACAUGACCCCAGAGGUGCUCAAUGGCACAUGGACCACCAGCACCCUGGUCCUGCAAACAACGACAAGCGGUUGUGUUUCAUGCAGAGCUCAGAAUAAACUUGGCUUUAUACAUUCAGAGGAACGAUGUUUCAAGUCAACACGGGGUGCCAUCUUGGGACUAGUAAUUGGAGGAUCCAUUGCUGCAAUCCUGAUCGCCUUUGGCAUUUUGCUUUGGACACAGAGGAAAAAAAUGAUCAAACGAAAAAUGGCAGAAAGUGAAACUCAACCUGUUAUCUACACAACAAUGCAGAAUUUGCCAGAGGCCUGCCAAACAAGCAAUUCUGACAUCACUGGUGUGGAUGACAACUUGUGCAAGACCACGAGUGGAGAACGGAAAUGGACAUUUUCGAAGAAAGGCGCUGGAGAUGUCUUGGAGUAUGCAUCCUUAAAGUUUGCCUCUGUGCGUAAGGGUUUGAAAGCAGCAAGACGCAACCCAAAUCAAGGAAAACCUGAUGACGCACAGCAGGUGACUGUGUCUGAUGAUGAUGAUGUCUCGUAUGAAAAUAUGGAGAUGAUUAAGACCACUGUUGGAGAGGUAGGAGAUGCCAACAAGGAUCCAGGGGAGACCACCCUAUACGCCUGUAUUAAGGGUGAUGAUCUGCAGACUAAAGAGGAAGUAAAAUAAGAACAUAAGAACAUAAGGAAUAGAAGGAGAGCAGUCCAUUCAGCCAUGUUUGAUGUGCAGUUAGAUUGUGACUAAUCUUUAACUUCAAUGCACUAACGUCAUUCCAUUAAUAACUAACAAAUUGCUGAAAAUUCCCAAUCAAUUUAUCAUAAGAGGAAAGCAUCUUCAAAAUACAGACAAUUAUUCUGGGGCGAAAUAACAUUUUCCAACCAUACCAUACUCCAAGAGAUGCUUACCUGGCUGUCUGUGUGGUUCCUUUAUUCAUUUUUUUUUUCUUGACCUAGAAAUUACAUGGACAAGGCUGCGUCUGCAGCCCAGGUCCAAUGGCCUUGUCAGGCGUUUUCCUUCUACUUCUGAGGCCCUUCUGAUGAUGGCAUUCCCAAAGUUGGUGGGAAUUUAUGGGAAUUUAUAAGACAACCAGGCAAACAUGUAAUAUGAGAGCCUUACAUACUGGAAAAGCAAGAUGGAAAAUUAAGCCAACAAAGUGAAGGUCAUAAAAUGCUGACGUAACUCAGCGGGUCAGGCAGCAUCUUUGGAGAGAAGGAAUAGGUGACGUUUCAGGCAGACCCGAUAUAUCACUUUCUCCAGAGAUGCUGUCUGACCCGUUGAGUUAGUCCAACCGUUUUUGGCUAUCUUCGGUGUAAACCAGCAUCUGUAGUUCUUUCCUACACAGAAUGAAGGUCAUGUUAGGCGAGGAGAUAAUUAGAGAUUGUGAGGCCUAGUUAGCUUGAGCAAAGAUAAACAUAGGGUCUUUGUAAGCAAGGGUGAAUGCAAUAUUAUUGAUCAGAAGAUAAGAUGAUCAAUGACACCCAGUUACAGACCAAAUAGGGAUGUGGCUUUUUAUGCACAGAAAGAAAAGUUGGAGCAGAUCAAGGUAUCUCCCACAGAGAUAAAACAAGGAUCAAAGACUACAAAGAAAAGAGGAUUACUGCUAAAUUAUUGUAAAAUCUGUAUGUAACCACUAACACAAUGUAACCAUUAAGGCAAAAAACUAGUCAAGGCAGCACUUUGAAUCCUCCAACAGGGCUUCCCUGUAUAUACCGACAAGCUCUGAAUAAAAUGACUUAUUUGAGA